AUGGGCCAAAAGUUUUCUGCUCCACCGUCUCCAAAAAGCCAAAGCAACAAUAAUGACUCUAAAUCGGUUCCCUUUUCAAAAAACUCUAAAAAAUCUAGAUUUUUCAGUCGAAUCCCGAAGCGAAUUAUGAAAAUGUGUCCGAUGGAAAAUCUUCAAGUCAACAGGUAUUUCUUUUAAAAUCCAUUGGUUCAUGUUUUGGAAUCAAACUUUAUUACUUAUCUAGUUCUAGAUGAAAAAGAGUUUUCAAAAAUGUGCUUUAUCGAAAGAAAAAAGUUUUGUCCUCAAAAAGUUAUGCCAAAGACCCUAUGCCAUUUUUCAGGCAAAUGUCAGUUCCCAAUCUUUGAGUCCAUCUUCAAUAAAUGUUCGUUUUUUUUUUCGUAAAAAAAUAGUCCAAUGAAACAAAAUGAAAGUUUCGAAGAGUAAAAAAAUCAUUCGAUAUCUUUUAUUUUUCCCAAAAAAAUGUGAAUUUCUCAAAUCUUUUGACAGCUUGAAUAAAAUUGAGGACAACUUGACUUUUGAAAAAAUGUUCUUUUUGGCAUUUUUAUAUGAAUCUUCGAUCGAGUUUUCCGUAAAGUCAAACCCUUUCAGAGUUUUUCUAUCCAAUAAUGAUUAGGUCCUUCAUUCCGUUUCCAAUUUCUGUUUUACCAGUUGCCGCCAAGCUCAGAAAAGGGGCCAGCAGAAGCAGUAGCGAAGGACGACAAUUCCUACGAGAACAUCGACGGUCCGAUAGAAGCGCCGAAAGAGGAGCACAAGCCGUAG
This is a messenger RNA of Caenorhabditis auriculariae, 759 nucleotides long. The record is from the annotation of a GenBank genome assembly. Lineage: Eukaryota; Metazoa; Nematoda; Chromadorea; Rhabditida; Rhabditidae.